Periophthalmus magnuspinnatus is the source of this 2045-nucleotide messenger RNA. It is a transcript of the gene cd2bp2, whose product is annotated as CD2 (cytoplasmic tail) binding protein 2. The transcript has 9 exons. Gene Ontology annotation, cellular component: U5 snRNP. NCBI's taxonomy places the organism in Eukaryota, Metazoa, Chordata, Actinopteri, Gobiiformes, Gobiidae. The record is from RefSeq and is a predicted model, not a curated record. Bases 91 to 1209 code for a protein of 372 amino acids. Gene Ontology annotation, molecular function: protein binding.
UCACUCAAACGCUGCAGGCAGAAACCGGAAGCUGAGAAAAGCGCCGGAAGUAGACACAGUGAACGUCGUUUCCACAUUUGCAGCAGAAAAAUGUCCAAGAGGAAAGUGACGUUUGAAGACGGGAGCGGAGAGAUUGAAAUAGAAGAUGAGCUCCCGACGAAAAAGAGUGUGGAGGCAGUCAGCGGUCCUGGCUCACGGUUCAAAGGGAAACACUCUCUGGACAGUGAUGAAGAGGAUGAGGUGGAGGAGUCCAGCAGCAAGUAUGACAUCUUAGCUGACGACGAUGUGGAGGGUCAGGAGAAUGCCACGAUCGACUUUGACGAGGGCGUGUCCAUUACACCCUUUAACCUGAAGGAAGAGAUGGAGGAGGGACACUUCGACUCAGAGGGAAAUUAUUUCAUCAAAAAGGAAACACAGAUCCGUGACAACUGGCUUGACAACAUCGACUGGGUGCGAAUCAAAGAGCAGCCGUUUAAAAAAAAGAAGAAAGGUUUGGGAGCAAAGCGUAAACGUCGAGUGGGAGAUGAGGACGAAGCGGAGGAAGAGAAAAAAAGAGAGGACCAGCAAGGGGAGAGCGAGGAGGAGGACACAGAGGAGAAAGAGGAGAAAGAAGAGGAGAGAGAGGAUCCACUGGCCUCCCUCUCUCACUCUCAGCUCACCCAGGCUGUAGUGGAGCUGCUGCAGCCUGGAGAGACAGUGGCCGCUGGGCUCCGGAGGUUAGGAGGUCUGAAGGGGAGGAAGAAGAAACUGAAGGAUGAAGAGGAGGAAACGAAGAGAGAUGCAGAGAAACUGGACCGACUAACCGCCUUGGCAGACCGCCUCGUGGGCUCAGGAGACUAUGAGAUCUACCAACAGACCUACGAGAAGCUCAGCUACAGAUUAAAGAGUUCUGAGCCGAUGAAGAGGAGGGUAGCGGGAGAAGACAAAGAGGAAGAUGAGUUGGACAUGUUUGGAGAAAAAUUUGUCGAAAAACUGGGCUCAAAAACAGAAGAGACGGAGCAGGAGACGAGAGCGAGUGAUGAGGUGAUGUGGGAGUACCGCUGGGAGAACCAGGACAGUUCAGAGGUGUACGGCCCCUUCAGCAGUCAGCAGAUGCAGGACUGGGUGGAUGAGGGGUACUUCUCCACUGGAGUUUACUGUCGCCGCAUUGACCAAGAAGGCUCUCAGUUCUACAACUCCAAGAGGCUGGACUUUGACCUGUACACGUGACUGAAGACCCUCCCCCUCUGUGCAUGAAAACGACACACAAAAUCUCCCAUGGUUUAAAAUACUGAAUUCUGAAUUAUAAUCUGAAUUUAAUUUUUUUAUUUGAUUAUUUUUUAUCCAUUAUUGCUCCACUCGAUUACAAAAUGGGGAAUAGGUUGGGUUCAUGUGAAAUGAGUGAGGUUCUUCAUUUGUGCAUCAGAGGUUUGGAAAUUUCAUUAAAAAAUCGUGAAUCUCCCAUAAAAUUAUAUAGAAUUAUACAGGCCCCGCCCUCCAUCUGACACUAUGACAUCAUCAAAAUGGUGACACAAUGCACACAUUAGCAAACACAGCCAAAAAAGUUUUAAGAUCAUCUGAAACACACACAUGAAAAAUGCAAAAUGGAUUUAAACAGCAUAUUUUCAGGAGCCUGUGAUCAAUGUGAACGUUCAUGGUCCUGUUUAGGAGUUUGAUUUUCAACAAAAGGUGACUAAUUGAAAAAACUGUUGGCUAAUGCUAGCUAGCUUGUGACUGCAGUGUUAUUUGAGAGGGACUUGUUUAACAGCACAAAUCAGCUCACCUGUUGUAGUUCCUGCUAGGUCAGUUCUUUAUGGUCAGAUUGUGUGAAAACAAAGCUCAGAUUAAAGUCUAACUUGACUAACAGAGUCUCAAACAGAGCAGUGCCUACAGUUAGCAUCACACCCCCAGGGAACGUUGAUGACAUUGGCUGUUGACAGUAUCAAUAAAUGCAAAUGAGUCAAAUCCAAAUGAAUAUUCUGAAUUCACGUCAUUCAAACUUGGGUCAGACAUUUUUUAAGUCCUGGGUUCUGUUUAUGUUUUUAAAUAAAUGAUGUGUAAAUAGU